Chrysemys picta bellii (western painted turtle) is the source of this 3588-nucleotide messenger RNA. It is a transcript of the gene CCDC106, whose product is annotated as coiled-coil domain containing 106. The record is from RefSeq and is a predicted model, not a curated record. Lineage: Eukaryota; Metazoa; Chordata; Testudines; Emydidae. Gene Ontology annotation, cellular component: nucleoplasm.
GCUCCCCCCACGCGUGUCUCUGCCCUGCGUGCGUGGGCGACUUCCCCCCCCCCCGGCGGCGCUUUGCAGACGCUCCCUGGCUCUGCCAGGGGAGGGGGGGGGCUGGCUUUGCAGCCCGGUUGCUGGGGGUUCGCGUGCAGAUCUGGGGCUGGCUGGCGGGCGGCGCAGGACGGGUUUGGAGCUGGGCUGCCGCACGGCCCGUCCGUCUCAGCGUCCCCGUGCGGCAGCCAGGGGCCCGCCAGGCCGGGGCGCCGGGACGGAAGGAAAAUGACUGAGAGGAAUAACCGGAGGCGGACGAUGAAGAAGGACGAUGAGGCCUACGAGAUCUCCAUCCCCUUCGAGGAGACGCCCCACCUAGAGCCCCAGAUCUUCUACAGCCUCAGCCCCCCCCAGAGCAACUUUGAAGAGCUGCCGGAGCCGCCCCCGCCCGCCCUGGCGCUGAUGAGCAGCAUGAAGACCCAGCUGCACAUGGCCCUGGAGCGCAACUCCUGGCUGCAGAAACGCAUCGAGGACCUGGAGGAGGAGCGGGACUUUCUGCGCUGCCAGCUCGACAAGUUCAUCUCCUCCGCCAAGGUGGACGCCGAAGAUCACUGCCGCAGCAAGCAGCCUCCGCGGCGGGCGGAGGCGGCCGAGAGCCGGCCCGGCGAGGCCACGGACAACGAAAGCCUGGCAUCCUCGCUCAGCGCCGCCUCGGAGCAGGGCGGCUCUGCCGAGCGCAAGAAGCAGAAGCAGAAGGGGGGGGUGAGCCGGCGGCGCUUCGGCAAGCCCAAGGCCCGCGAGCGCCAGCGAGUCAAGGACGCCGACGGGGUGUUGUGCCGCUACAAGAAGAUCCUCAACACCUUCCAGAAGCUGAAGAGCAUGAGCCGGGCCUUCGAGCACCACCGGGUGGAUCGCAACACGGUGGCUCUGACCACGCCCAUCGCCGAGCUGCUCAUUGUGGCGCCCGAGAAGCUGGCUGAGGUGGGCGAGUUCGACCCAUCCAAGGAACGGCUGCUGGAGUACUCGCGCCGCUGCUUCCUGGCGCUGGACGACGAGACCCUCAAGAAGGUGCAGGCCCUCAAGAAGAGCAAGCUGCUGCUGCCCAUCACCUACCGCUUCAAGCGGUGAUGGGGCCCCCUGCUGCCCCCCCACCCCGGGACCCGUUACCCCGCAAACCGCCCUAUCCCACUGCCGACACCAGCGCUGCCCCCUGGGAUGCCCUCAAGCCACCCUAUCCCACCGCUGACACCAACACUGCCCUGGGACUCCCUCAAACUGUCCUAUCCCACUACUACCACCGAUGCCGCCCCCAUCCCCUGGGAUCUGUGAUCCCGUGAAUUGGCCUAUUCCCACGCUGUCCCCCAAGAUUCCCCUGAACUGGCCUAUCUCACCAAUGCUGUCCCCACCCCUCAGGAUCUGUCACCCCACGAACCUGCCUAUCACACUGCUAACACCAAACACUCCCCCCUGAGACCCUCUCGAACCAUCCUAUCCCACCGCUAACGCCAACGCCGCUCCUCCCCGGGGCCCCUCGAAGCACCCUAUCCCAUGGCUGACACAAAUACGUACCCAAUCCCUGCUGCCCAUCACCUCAGGCAGUGAUGGGAUACCACCCCCCGAAACACACUACUGCCCCCGGGACACCUCCUCCCACUGCUACCACAAAUAUUGCCCCCCAGAUCACCUCUUGCUUCAAGCAAUGAUGGGACUAAGGCUCUGUCCCGCACCUAUCACUUCUGGGAGUAAUGUGAUAUUCCACCCCCACCGCAUGUGAUCGCACUUCUGGCUCCAUCACCCCGGUACCAUCCCCCUGGCACUGCCACCCACCCGCUAUUGCUUAAAACAAUGGUGGGACCCUGCCCUGCUCCAACAGGCCCCCCGCUACCAUCGACCGCCGCACUUCGUCCCAUUCCUCUGCCAGUCCCCUCUCCCUGUGGUCUGCAGCCACCCCUUGCUGAAUCUCUCCACCCCAACGCGUGUUGAAUGGCUUCGUUCCUCCCUCUUUCUGUGCACACCACCUGCUGGUCUCAGCACAGCUGGGGAGCCAGGACACCUGGGUUCUCUCCCCGGCUCUGGGACGGGAGCAGAGUCUAGUGGUUAGAGCGGGCGGGCUGGAGGGCCAGGACGCCUGGGUUCCAUUUGCCCUCUCUGGGGCCUUGGGGAAAUUCCAUUUUUCCUCCCCACUGGCAGAGCGGGGAUCCCGCCCCUUUCCCGAGGCUGAGUGAGUCAUGGGACGGUGUCAGUUCUGGGAGGGGACUGUGCCUCCCACCCGUCCCAGGCCUGCCCAUGGGAGCAGCUGAGCUGCUGGGCCAUUGCGGCGGUUGGCAUCGGGGCGUGGCUCUGAGAGGCCCAUUUCCACACCCCCGUCCUGGGGUAGGAGAGCUGUGAUAGCAGGAGCUGGGCUGGGGCUAGCCGGGGGGCUUGCGCAAGGGGCCAUGAACUGGGUGCUCUCUUGUGGCUCAAGGGGUUCUGGUGACAUGGGUGGGGCGGGGCUGGCUGGAGCAGACUCCAGGAGUCGGGUCAGGUAGGAAAACGCCCGGCUCUCCUGCCCGUGAGGUCGGUCUGGCUGUGUUCUGGGAAUGGGCCACGGGAGGGGGGCGGGGCUGGCCCCACGGGCAGGAGCUGGCACUGGAGGAAGGGAUGGGGUCAGGUUGGGAAACAAUUUGACCCUCUUGGACUCGGGUCCACUUCAGGCCUAAAAAUUAGGCCUGAGCAGACCUCUAUGACUCAGCAGGGUGGCGGAUGGGACAUGGGGCCUCUCCCCUCUAUGGGGCGCCAGCUCCCAUCCGGCCCCAGGGCAGGGACUGGCUGGCUUGGGGGGUGGGGGUGGGGAAUGGGAAACGGGGCCUUUCCCCUCUAGGGGGCGCCAGCUCUGAUCAUGACCCAGCUUGUCAAUUUGACCCCAGGUUCUACAGUGCUGUUAAAUUUAUGGGGGGGAGGGGAGGGGCAGCUGCGCUGAGCCGAUUGGCCGAACAGGCUGCAGGGGGGUGUGCUGAUUGGCCAAUAGUUGCCCUGGCUACGUCUCCAACUUGGGGUCCGGAUUCUGGACCCAACCUGCCUGCCUUGCCCUGAGCUCCCCGCUUUGAUCCGUUCCACGUACAGAUCCCCCCCAUCACGUCCCAUAUUGCUUAGAGACCAAACCUGACCCCCAUGCUCCCCAUCCCCCCCACCCUGCUCCAUCACCUGCAGACACCACCCUCCCCUCAGCAGGGCGGGGGCACCCCGUAUGCCGAGUGCAAUCUGGGGUUUCUACUCCGUCUGCCCCUGCCUGGCACCAAUGGAAGCGCCAGAUCGGGUCCCCCAUCCCGCCCCCCUCAUGGGGGUUGUCAUUGAUUCUCUUCGCUCCCUGUUUUGGGGGGUGAUUUCCCCGCCCCUCACUGCGGCCCUGAGCCACCAGGUCUGUAUGUGUGCAAGGAGCUGUACGCGGCAGUGUGGCCGGGACAUCCCUUUUUAUUCAGUGUAACGAACUCUCUUCUCCACUGUGCCUGUUCUUUCAUGCCCUCUCUCUCUAUGUUUAAAAAAAAAAGAGAAAAGAAAAAAAAAUCUAACAAAAAAAAUCAAUUUAUUAAUAGAAUUUAAAUUAAAAAAAAGAAGAAAAUUUGGAAUAAA